Molecule: messenger RNA, 2343 nt
Organism: Papilio polytes (common Mormon)
Lineage: Eukaryota; Metazoa; Arthropoda; Insecta; Lepidoptera; Papilionidae
Gene: ast
Product: protein asteroid
Exons: 1
Coding region: 154-2328 (724 amino acids)
Source: RefSeq, a predicted model, not a curated record
GUGACAACUGACAACUUAAUCGACAUAACCUCAAAUUUGAAAGCACUUGUUGAUUAUAUUUUUCUUUUAAAUUAGAUUUAAGACUUUUGUGAUAAAUUUUGAACUAGAUGGAGUUUUAUUAAUUGAUUUUGCUCACUUUUAAGCAGUUUUAAGAUGGGAGUUAGAGGAUUAACUACGUACAUAAAUGGUAACCAGGAUACGUUUUUACGUCGGCAUUAUCUUCGAGAUUGUAAUCUUGUGAUCGAUGGCCACAGCCUGUGUUCACAAUUGUAUCGGUGCCUUAAUUGUUUCUCAGCCUUUGGAGGCGAUUACGACAAAUUUGCAUCAUAUACAAGAACAUUUUUUAAAAGUUUACGAAAAUGCAAUGUCCAACCGUUCGUUCUUUUCGACGGAAGCUACGAGCUGAGAAAACUAAAAACAGCAUAUAAUAGAUUAAGAUCAAAGAUAAAUGGGGCUUCACGGUUAGACCCUGUUACGCAGUCGAGCUUACAAAUAUUUCCAUUGCUGCUUAGGGAUGUUUUUAAAGAAGUUCUCAUUGAAAUGAUGGUCCCAUAUACAACUUGUGAAUUCGAAGCUGACGAUGAAAUCGCAGCUAUGGCUAGAUAUUUGAACUGCCCAGUACUCAGUUACGAUUCAGAUUUCUUCAUUUAUAAUGUACAGUACAUACCAUUCAAUACUCUUGAAAGGAAACCAAAACAAGUUAUAAUCAAUAACGAUAAAGUGUAUGUUAUGGAAUGCAAGAUUUAUAAAGUUGAAUAUUUGGUUGCUAAUUUUGGUGGUUUAAAAGAAGAGCUCCUGCCAUUGCUGGCAACAUUACUUGGCAAUGAUUUUGUAGAGAAGAGAGUUUUCAAUAAGUUUUUUUCACAAUUAAAAUUACAAAAAAGUAGGAUCAACAGAAAUGAGCAACAAAGAAACAUUCAUUCAUUGUUUAAAUGGUUGCAGGAUGAAACUCUUGAUUCGGCGAUAUCUAAAAUAUUAGGUAGAAUAAAAAAGGAUAGAAGGACGAAAGUACUCUCAAUAAUUACAAAAAGUAUUAACGGCUACAAUAGAAAACAUUGUCUAUCUUUAAAAUAUUUUAAUCUAUGUAACAAUGAACCUAAAGAUUUAGAUACCAACAUAACAAUAACUGUAAAUGAGAAUGAAAUUGACAACGGUGAUCAAAGUGAUAAUGAACAGAGUGAUGAUAGUUCAUCAACAAAUAACGAGAACACAAAUUCAGAUGAUCAAAAUUUAAAUGGAAUAUCAAAUUGGCUUGCAGAGUACAUUAGAUUGAAUAGGAUUCCUAGGUUAUAUAUUAAUCUAUUUACACAUCAAUUGUACUUCAGUUCACCGCAAGCUGAAGAUUAUUCUGAUGAAGAUGCAUCGCUCUGGGCAUUACCAAUACUUAGAUAUGUGUUCGAUGUGUUAACUGAUUUUUCACAUGAAAAUUUUGUAUAUGUCAGUAGAGAAAACAAUUGUAACUAUAAGAGAUUGUUAAUAGAUAGAGAAUAUUCAAUAUCAAGAUUAAUAGAAACACCAUUUAACAAACUAAAUGAUGAUGAAUUGAAGAAAUGUUUCUAUCAUUUCCUUGAACAGAAAAUGCCAUCAUUAGACUGUGAAGUCAUAGAGUUUUUGCCACCAAAUUUUCAAUUAUAUAUGAUAUCUAUAUUAUGGUGGAUAUCCAACUGUAGUGUACCACUAGCUCAUGUUCAUAGCUUAAUAAUAACUUAUAUCUUCUUGGAUGCUAUCGAUGAGAAAAUUGGAACAUUCCGUGGACACAGUUUUUUCAAUAAUAAACAUUCUAAGAAACUUGAAGAACUGAGAAAGAGACCUGAUGUACCAGUGUCAAUUGAAGAUGAACUAUUUUUGAAUAAACACAAAAUUCAAUAUGAGGACUGUCUUUUAGCUGCUAGUGUUCUGUUAAAACACUUUGAAAUUGACGACAGCAUUAGAAAGAGGCCUAAAAGUUAUGAUGUUAAGAAAAUACAUUCAUUUGCCCAGUUUCAGAGCUGUUUGCUUCAGUUUAAUGGACUCAAUACUUUAUGUGGAGAGCCCUUUAAAAGAACAAUCUACUCCAAAUGUUAUAAUGGGACAUUUAUUUACAAUAUAGCUCUGAAAUUAGAAAACCAAGAUGACCCGAUACAUUUUUUUGAACAAUACAUCAAAGGUGCUACAAGUGUGUUAACUUUUUACAAAAGCUUGUGUCAUUUAUUUAACAAAUGCCUUAAUACUAUGAACUUAACUACAGUCAAAUGGAGUAACCGUAAAAGACGAUCGAGACGUAAAAAAAAGGAAGACGAAGAUAUUAAAUUUAUUGUAGAAGGAUUUGAAUCUCAUGUUGUUAUUUAAAAUAUUCUAUUGUAA